AUGUACUCGCCCGUCGAUGAAAUCAUUCUUCACGCUCAAAGGGCUUUUGAUGUUUGCAGAGAACAAGUAUAUGACUAUGAAGAUUGCAGACAAUUAGACUAUAUGGGACAACACCGUCCAGAGCUUUGUCAAAAAGAGUCAUUAAACUUAUUAAAAUGCUACGAAAAGGUUGAAGAAGUUGAGCCUAUCUGCUUAGAACCAAUGAAUAAUUAUAGAGAGUGUUUUUAUAAGUAUUCUGGAAAUUUAUUAGCGUGCGAGCUUGAAAUGGACUUGUUCAAUAAAUGCCAAGAAAACCCGAAAUGGUAUGCAGAAGAAGGAAUAAAGAGGUGGGGUGGGAUACGUCCAGACUAUGACACUAAGAAAGAUAGGCCUAGAUUCUAA
Blepharisma stoltei is the source of this 381-nucleotide messenger RNA. The record is from the annotation of a GenBank genome assembly. Lineage: Eukaryota; Ciliophora; Heterotrichea; Heterotrichida; Blepharismidae.